Messenger RNA from Cylicocyclus nassatus, 3918 nucleotides. Lineage: Eukaryota; Metazoa; Nematoda; Chromadorea; Rhabditida; Strongylidae. The record is from the annotation of a GenBank genome assembly.
AUGAAGAAUAUGGUUGACAUUACUCGCGAAUCCGCGGAAAAAUUAAACGAUGUGGAAGAUGCGGAAGAAUUUUUGCUCAACACAAAUACCCCAACAGCUACCGACUCAUCUUCUACGACAACUGCUAACAAUACCAUCAACUCGUCCGGUUCUCCACCUGAAGCAGAAGAGUUGCCCACAGAUGAAUUCGCACGAAAAGCCGAUGCAGUUAUUGACUCGUUAGAGGAUGAGCCUCAAAGUACAAACGGCAUCGAAAAAGAGCCCGACGCAUCAAUCAAUAAGAAUGUAGCGAUCGAUCCUCAACUACUCGACAUAAGCCAGAUGGAAUCUUUUGUGGAUAUCUCGAUGGAUCAGACAGCAUAUUCAAAUGUAUCAUCAGAAUCUGACCUCUCCCGGGUAUCCAUCCUUACAACCACUGAAGCUCCUACUAGGGCAACCACAACGGAAAUGGCUGAGGAUGUUUCCACUUCACUGGAGUCGACAACCAUUCGAAAGCGAAGCAGCGUGAGUGAUGCGCACGACAGGAACCUCAAAAUUACAGUGCCGGUACCCAAUGCAAAAGAGUACGACUGGUCCAUUGUUUCCAGCACAGCCUCACCACGUCCUCCAAAUGAAGGUGAUACAACUACCAAAACGCCCAUUGUAGUGCGAUAUUUUGUAAAAAUCACUAGAAACCCAUUGUUGAUAAAAAUUCCUGCUGACGAGGCUUAUUUCAUUAAGAACACUACUCCGAUGCCUUUAACUUCUACUACAGAAGCGAGUGCAGGCGACAUCAUAACGGAUGAAGUGACAGAGACCAGUGAAGUUGAGACCACCGAGCUUACGACUGAUCAGGAUGCACGAGAUGCUGUAACAACAGAUAGCGCCAAAGAAAUUGACACCUUCCCUAUCGGCAGAAUACCAGAUUUUGUACCAAUUGGAAAUAUGGAAGAAAUUAUGCCUAUUUGGAAAGGAGAUUUUUUCGAAUCGGCAGAAGUGCAAGAUCAAGAACAGGAGCUGAAAUCUAGCAUAACUCCAAAGCUAUUUGAUGAAACUACGGCAAUGGCUACAUCUGAAAACGCUAGUGAUCCUUUCGAUUUCGAAAGCACAACCACUGAAGUGAUAAAGACGAGCGAAGCAGAGACCCCAGAGCCUACGACUAGUCAGGAAGAGCCAAGUACCGCAGCUGAUGCAUCGACAGCAGCUUUGAGCUUGUCGAGCAAAUUCUCUGAGACAUUUGUGGAAAAUGCAACUUCGGAAGAGGACGAACCACUAGGAGUGCCACCACUGGGUUUUUUCUUUCUCAGGACAACCUUGCCACCCAAAGUUGUGACUGAUGACGUUGACAGUACGACCAUAGCACAAGAGGUGGAAAAGGAAAGCAAUAGUAGAAGUGAUGAUUCUAACGAAGAGGACGUCUUAUCUAUCGCAAAAGGCAACAAUGCAGUCCCUGAAAUAAAGAGGACAACUGUCAAAUCAUCAGACGUAGCGGAAAAUAUAAAUAAGAAAUUCUUUAAUCAAAGUAGACCAGCGCAAGGACCAGCAAAGCUGCAGCCGUUUCCACCUCCUCAAUUAUUGGAGUCAAGCAGUGAAGACAAGCUGUCAGGAACGGCAGUUCUUGAUGAAGUGCAAGAUAUCUCAGUGCUAGCCACUCUCCCUCAAGCAGUAGCAUCUAGCGCUCCAAAGACACACGUCAAGGAGUCGGUGCCAAGGCGUUUGCAACCAUUGCACGAGAUGCUUGUUCCAGUUGUUCCAUCGGUUUAUCCAAAACGUCUCCAAGAGCUUCCGGAAAUGCCGCAAUCCCUACAGGAGGAUCUGUCGCAAAGUUUCUCUUUGGAAUCACCUGAGGACGAGAUUCCGGAUUCCUUGAUUGAGCCCACGGCUGCAUCCGAUAUUCCGCAAAAUCCUAUAGCCAGUUCACAGAUUUCCAACAAACACAGCGAAUUUGAUGGUCAGAUAUCCGCGACAGCGACGACUCCGUCCGAAGACAAAUCGUCAAACUCGCUUGAGCAAUCAGUUCCGAGCAAGCCGAAGCAAAUGUCUCAUGAGCUACAAGAAACUCUGCAGCAAUCAAUAUCACUUCAAAAAAAUCGUAAAGCAUCAGUAGAUAGCAAUCCAAUUCCUUCUUCAUCACUUUCCCAAGAAGUGCCAGAACUUCCCCCGCUUGAUACAUCUGCUCAGCUGAUACAAGAUCCGUUGCCAGGAUUAACGCCACUAUUCGAUGCAAAGAUGCAGAAACAUGCGCCUCUAGCGCCGCCCGUUUUCACCGAAGUCCCUCCUGUGCAGCGUUACACUACGAUGAAAGUCGAAACUGUGAAACCAAUCCCGCAUAUUGGUACAACUAAAAAGCUAAGAAUUAAGUCACCUUUUAUCAAACCUGAUCGGUUGCCUGCAGAAGAAGGAUUAUGGUGGACCCCUCGGCCAAAUUUAGUUGACAAGAACGUGCUGGACUCAGCUGUAUCGGAUAUUUUCAAGGAGAGAAAAACCAGACAAUUUCAGAAAAUGUACAAGGUGACGAAACGCCCUCCUCCACACCCAUAUAUUCUCACCACGAAGAAAAAAACAAGCGAUCCUCCACUCGCACCUCUGACUACAUCAUCCGCCGUGGGCCAAAUGACCCUCACAACUUUGCCACCGAUAGAAUUUCUUGCGUCGCGUAAACCAGCUCCGUUUGAAGACGUUCCAGUCCGCAAGCUUUUCAAUGUCGCAAACAGAAAACUGACCAGAAAGCCUAUAAAGGUCAACAAAAUUCUGAACCAUCAAUGGGCCUCCUACAAGUUGAUUACUGCUUCACCAAAAAAACCUAAUUCAAUGAAGGAACCAAGUUUGAAAAAGCUAACUAAGGACGCCAGGGCUAAUGCUGUCGAAGCCAAGAUAAUCCCUUCAGUGACUAAGUUCAAGCGACAACCUGAAGAAAAGUCCAAUUUACUUGCAAUCUCUAUAAAACCAUCUUCAUCUCCGAAACCUGUAGCCACGGAAGGACCGAAACUGAAAAUUACAAGACAUCCACCAUUGGCUCACAUAGUAAAUCGCGACAUGGACGAGCUAGAGUUGGCGCUCAAGCAACUCGCAAAAAUGGAUGUGAAUCAUCAGGAACAAACUUCUUACUUCGGAGACUACAGAGAUAGUGUGCAUUCAGUUGAUGGAGAAACCUCUCGAUCUGGACUUACAAAACUCAUUCGUCCAUUGGUUCCGAGAAAAACGCAUCCAAAAAUUGGAACAGUUCGAGGUCGAGGAAUCAAAAAAACCAUCAACACAAGUUUCAAAUUUAUACCACCUCCUCCACCAUCCGAUGCAGAAGUCUCCAAAAACAUUCACGAACGCUCGUCAACACUGGAAAAGUUAGUCAACACGUAUAAGAAUGAUGAAGAGAGACUAUCAGCAUCGAAAAAGCUCUGUGUAAGCAUUCAAUGUGACUAUGAGAAAGGUGAUCUUUGCGGCUUUGACUCCUCACUCAGUGUGUCAAUUACGAAGCACAGAAAAUCAAAAAGAGCAAUUGAUUCCGCGUACUUCGAUAUGAAACGCUGGACAAAUUGGCGUGGUUAUUAUAACGACACCAAUAAAAGGAUAGAUCAAGCACCUGUGUUUUCUGCUACAAAUCGGCGAUUUGCUGGUACUCUACUCAAUGGUCAGCAAAUGGCAACAAUGUCGCUAAGGGUGAUCACUAUGGAACCCAUCACUGUAAAUUUUGACGCAUGGGAAGCUACACAACAGAUGCAGAUGCGAGUCUGUUGCGAUGGAAUUUGCCCACUUUCAAAUUACUCGAAUCGACCCGUUAACAAAAUGUGGCGGCGAUACUCAAUAAAGUGUCCAAGUAACACUCACAUGGUCAUCUUCGAAUGCAUGAACUUUGGCAAUCGACGAGGAGCUUGCGGUAUAGACAACUUCGUUUUGCAAAGCCAAAGCUGUGCAUACAAGUCUGCAAAGGAUUUCUCAUAA